AUGCAAUUCUCAGCUCGAGAUGUUGGGGCUGCAAUGAGGGAACAGAGAUUGGGAGCAGUGGUCCCAGUGGAGAUAGUUGGGUUUUGGUGGGGCAAAACUGAAAAUGGCACUGGCAGAAUUCAUUGGGCUACCUGGGGGGCUUUAGCUAAGCAUAGAUGGGAGGGGGGGCUGGGGUCCAGGGAUAUAGGUGAUUUCAAUGAGGCUCUGAUCCUUAAGCAUAUUUGGAGGGUUCUUACUAAACCCAACUGUCUUAUGAGUCAAGUCCUCAGGGGUGCUAUGCAGCAGAUUACCAAAGUCUCGGAUCUCUUUGCUGUUGAUAGGCUAUCUUGGAACACUGAGUUGGUUAUGCAAUUGUUUAGCCCCUCUGUUGCAUCCCAAAUUCUCAAACUCCACAUCGGCCAAAGGGGGCAUCCAGACAAGUUGAUUUGGCAAACUCACAAAAAAGGCAUCUUCUCAGUCAAAGAAGCAUACAAAGCAAUCAGAGACAAAAGGAAAUCUGUUGCAGGGGAAGUGGUGACAAGCACAAACUCUAAUCUGCACAGAAGGGGAGCUAUUGUUGAUUUGAUGUGCUGUUGGUGUGGGGAAACUGAGGAAAAUCUGGAGCACAUGCUUUUUCUGUGCCCAAGAGCUAAAUUGGUGUGGAAGCUAGCUUGUAUCUGGUGGCAGAAGAUGCCGUCUGACAACAUGUGCUUUAGAGAUUGGUGGGAAGACUUGUGUAAUCUUUCUGACUCUGCUGCUAACAAAGACAGUAUCUCUCUCCACAUACCUCCUAUGGUGGUUGUGGAGAACAAGGAAAUCUUGGAUAUUCAACAAAGAGCAUAUGUCUGA
This is a messenger RNA of Striga hermonthica, 828 nucleotides long. NCBI's taxonomy places the organism in Eukaryota, Viridiplantae, Streptophyta, Magnoliopsida, Lamiales, Orobanchaceae. The record is from the annotation of a GenBank genome assembly.